UUCUUGGAUAUUACAAUAAUUCUAUUUUUUAAUAAUCACAAAUAAAUAAAGACUCGUAUUGUUCACUUGAGCGGACAUGUAAAGAGAGAUAGUUUCAUUAAUCAACGAUUAAUUAUUCAAUUUAAUACGGAUUGUACAUAUUCAAGAAUUAUUAGUCAAAAUGUUCAGGAAAUGUUUGAGCAGUUUAUCGGCCAAUUGUUUAUUAAAAAUUGAUAACUAUUCGGCUAAUAGACUAAUUAUACCUGUUGCGAAUAAAUUUACAAAAAUACGUGAAGAAUAUGAAGAAGGACCGAUAGAAUUUGUAAAUCGAAAUAAUUAUGUUUAUCCACCCCAAGAACCUGGAGAAGAACGUCGACCAGCGUUUGUUGCUCACAUGAAAACAAAUAUUAAAUACAGUCCAAAAACUAUGUGGUACGUGGCCUCUUUAGUCAGAGGUCUUUCUGUUGAUGAAGCAAUUAAACAGUUGAGUUUUUGUGCGAAAAAAGGUGCAGCAGCUGCUAAAGAAACAAUUCUAGAAGCUCAGCAAAUGGCUGUAGAAAAACAUAAUGUCGAAUUCAAAAGUAAUUUAUGGGUUUCUGAAUCUUUUGCUACAAAAGGAGUAACAGUUAAAGGUAUGAAAAGACGUGGAAAAAUGAGAAUGUCAAAAAUAUUAUACCGACAUGUUCAUUACUUUGUACUACUAGAAGAGGGAAAACCGCCGAAAAAUUAUUAUCUCCCUGAACCAAAAACUAAAGAACAGUUACUAGAAGAUUACAAAGCUAAAUUACGUGAACGUAAAAUUGGCAAUGCUCUUUAAUGUGUAUUAAUUAGAUUUAUAAAUGGCUUAUAAAACAAAAAUA
This is a messenger RNA of Chelonus insularis, 839 nucleotides long. It is a transcript of the gene mRpL22, whose product is annotated as mitochondrial ribosomal protein L22. The transcript has 4 exons. The coding region runs from base 161 to 796 and encodes 211 amino acids. NCBI's taxonomy places the organism in Eukaryota, Metazoa, Arthropoda, Insecta, Hymenoptera, Braconidae. Gene Ontology annotation, molecular function: structural constituent of ribosome. Gene Ontology annotation, cellular component: ribosome; mitochondrial large ribosomal subunit. The record is from RefSeq and is a predicted model, not a curated record. Gene Ontology annotation, biological process: translation.